Molecule: messenger RNA, 3717 nt
Organism: Pangasianodon hypophthalmus (striped catfish)
Lineage: Eukaryota; Metazoa; Chordata; Actinopteri; Siluriformes; Pangasiidae
Gene: akt1
Product: v-akt murine thymoma viral oncogene homolog 1
Exons: 14
Coding region: 350-1771 (473 amino acids)
Biological process (GO): protein phosphorylation
Molecular function (GO): protein serine/threonine kinase activity; ATP binding
Source: RefSeq, a predicted model, not a curated record
CUGAGCGCACGUGGUUGUUGAGUGGUUCUGAGGAAAUCAGGCCGGCGCUAGGACCGCGGCGUCGUGCUUAGUGGCAGCAGCCCUGCAGAGCCAGAGCCGUUUGGGAGGCGUAGUGGAGCAAAGGCAAAAGGGGAGCGGGGUAAAUGAAAACACUUUACCUGGCCUUUUUCUGUGGGAUUUAGCAGCCUGCGAAAAUCGCCUGACGCCACCAGGGCAAUGUUCCGGAGGCAUUUUUGAUUUGUCGUCGAGGUAACCUUUGAGAAGAGGCUCCUUGCCCAAGUGAAGGAGAUUGUGGGCUUUGGAGCUGCUGCUCUCCCUCUGAGACGCUGACUGUCUUCCUCUGUCCAGUAUGACGGACGUGGUGAUCGUGAAGGAGGGAUGGCUCCACAAACGAGGAGAGUACAUUAAGACGUGGAGGCCGAGGUAUUUCUUGCUGAAGAAUGACGGUACGUUUAUUGGUUAUAAGGAGAGGCCACAGGACGUGGACCAGCUAGAGACGCCGCUCAAUAACUUCUCUGUGGCACAAUGUCAGCUGAUGAAGACGGAGAGGCCGAAGCCCAACACAUUUAUCAUCCGCUGCCUGCAGUGGACCACUGUUAUUGAGCGCACGUUCCAUGUGGAGACCCCGGAGGAACGGGAGGAAUGGACUAAAGCCAUCCAGGCUGUGGCUGACAGUCUGCAGAAACAGGAAGAGGAGAUGAUGGACUCUUCUCCUGACCCCAUGGACAUGGAGAUGUAUCUAACCAAACCUCGGCACAAAGUGACUAUGCAUGACUUUGAAUACCUCAAACUCCUUGGGAAAGGCACUUUUGGCAAAGUCAUCCUGGUGAAGGAGAAGGCCACAGGAAAAUAUUACGCCAUGAAAAUCCUUAAGAAGGAAGUAAUUGUAGCAAAAGAUGAAGUGGCUCACACACUCACAGAAAACCGCGUCCUCCAGAAUUCUAAGCACCCUUUCUUGACGGGGCUGAAAUACUCGUUCCAAACACACGACCGCUUGUGCUUCGUCAUGGAGUAUGCAAAUGGAGGAGAGCUUUUCUUCCACUUGUCACGGGACCGGGUAUUCUCUGAGGAUCGGGCACGGUUCUAUGGAGCAGAAAUCGUUUCUGCACUGGACUAUCUGCACUUGGAGCGGAACGUAGUUUACCGCGACCUGAAGCUGGAAAAUCUGAUGCUGGACAAAGACGGCCAUAUAAAGAUCACUGACUUUGGGCUUUGUAAAGAGGGCAUAACGGACGGAGCCACUAUGAAGACCUUCUGCGGCACCCCUGAAUAUCUGGCUCCUGAGGUGCUGGAGGACAACGAUUAUGGCCGUGCUGUAGACUGGUGGGGCCUGGGCGUGGUCAUGUACGAGAUGAUGUGCGGCCGCCUGCCCUUCUACAACCAGGACCACGAGCGCUUGUUUGAGCUCAUCCUAAUGGAGGACAUCCGUUUUCCACGUACACUCGCCCCUGAGGCUAAAUCGCUGCUCUCUGGCCUUCUCAAGAAAGAUCCCAAACAGCGGUUAGGAGGUGGGCCUGAUGAUGCGAAAGAAAUCAUGCAGCACAAGUUUUUCGCUGGAAUUGUGUGGCAAGAUGUUUAUGAGAAAAAGCUGAUUCCUCCGUUUAAGCCCCAGGUUACCUCAGAAACAGAUACGAGAUAUUUUGACGAGGAGUUCACUGCACAGACCAUCACUAUCACACCACCGGGAGAAGAUGAAAACAUGGAGCCGUUCGACAGUGAGAGGAGACCCCACUUCCCCAAGUUCUCCUACUCUGCCAGUGGAACGUGCUAGACAACCCUUUUCCCGUAUCAGCCUCCGCGCCACUGAGUCCAGCGCCCCCUGCCGGGUGCUUCGGGUAGCUGUUGCUCUUUUGCACCACUGACCAACGACACAUUUCCCCCUACAACCCACAGCCUGGCCUAAGUGUACAGGCAGCCUUCUCCUGGAUUUCAUCCGCUUCAGAUCGUGGCCCUUUCAUUAUUUUGGUUUGCUUUACAUUUCAUAAUAUUGUGAACGAUAAACAUCAACCUUCUAGCAAUUUUAUGUUUCCUUUGUGGCCUUCUAAUGAUUUUUUUUUUUUUUUUCCUGAGGAUAUGAGAAGGAACACACGCACACACGCACACACACACACACACACACACACACACACACACACACACACACACACACACACACACACACAAAUGAAUACAUCAGCUGACAGGUUUUAUAGCACUUCAUAAACAAAGUCAGAUAUUUACAGUAGAUCUAAUGAAAUGCCAAAUAUACUUGUUUUACUUUUAUUUAAAAAAAAAAAGAAGACCAAUUGUUUGGACCAACUGAAACCUUUCUACAUUUUUAUACACUGAAAGACUGAAUUCAAGAAAAUGUCUUGGAAAAAGUGUAACGCAGCAUUUCAAUUAAGCAGAACCUUGCCUAGCCGGUAUGAAUAUCAGUUCACUUCUAGAUGUAUGGACUGGAAUUGCUUUAGCCCCCCGCUUCAGGCUAAAAAUUUACCCUGCAUUCAUAAUCAUUUGUACUAAAUGUGCAAUACUGUAGCAAAAUAAUAGAUAGAUUUUAGUAUCGUGGUUAAGUUUGAAACAAAGCCAAUUCAGUCUUUAGGAACUGAUUUUUUUUUUCCAGUCCUCAAAGCAGUCAGGAGUUGUUCUCAUUUUAAUAACUUAAAAAAUGCACAGAUACAUCCAACCAUUCUGGACUUGAACAUUAUCCCACAUGCAAUGUAUUUUAUAAUCUUGUUGUCUGGGUACUCCUCUUCCAUUCUCCUUUCUCUUCUUUCCUACUUCCAUUUUUUGGUUGUUUUCUGUAUUAAGUGCAUUAUUUGCAGUGCACGUUGCACAGCCUCAGUGAGGUACUACAGCUAGAACUACUCUAACAACUUUAGGGACUUUCGUACAAGUUUGGCUUUGAAUCCAAGGGACCCGAGUGGCAGAACCAGCUUCCGACCUUUUGGACUGUCUUUUUUUUUUUUUUUUUUUUUUUUUUUUUUUAAACCUGGAUGUGUUCAAUAUUUAUAUAUUAAAAACCAGCAGAUUGACUGUGCAGGACAAGUCCUCUUCCCUGCUUCAGAUGUUGUUACGUUUGUACAUUUCGGCAUUACUCAUACCGUAGAGGAGCUACACGUAAAACUAAACAUGUGGUGGUGCUUUAGCUCGCAAAGUCGGCCGUUGUUUACCAUCCAAAGCCGCUGAGAGUAUUUGAGUCUACAUAUUUGCUCUGUUUAUUUGAUUAAUGUGUUCGAGGCAUUUCCAACGAUAAACGCAGCCACACUUUUCAUGGUUUUACAGGCUCUCGCACUUAAAAUGCUGAUUUAGAAAGAGCUAUGGAAUGAGCUACAAUGAAACAUGGUUAUGAGUGUAAUUUAAUUUGAUUAUGAAGUCUCUAAUGAAAGGAAAAAAAAAAGUACCUGGAGCUCCUUUACGCUUGAAGGUGACAUGAACCAGCACAUCUCUCCAUUAAUCUAUUGCAAGGUGUAAAUACCGUGAAAUUGUUUUCAGAUACAAUCCAGUACAGUGCAUGUACAGAUACUGAAAUGAGACUUGUACAGUUAUAGAAUCUGUUAAGCUAAGCAUCAUGAACAUGUCUUUAAAAGUGACUCUUUUUUUAUUGUCACAAUUUUUAAGUGCAUUACUCUGAUCAGUGUUCAGAUUUCACGUAGUAAUCAUCAGGCUAAACUUCAACAUGAGUAAAUGAAUGUAAAUGCUUUUUCCCUCUUCACUUUUUUUUUUUUUUUUUUUUUU